UGUUGGGCGCGUCUGCAUAUAACAUUAACCCAAAAUGGUGACUUGUUAUCGUCAGGUGUGUUAAAUGUUAUGGUCAGGUGUGUCAAAAGGGAUUUUGUUGGAAGAAAUAUAAUGUCAUCACCGUUGAUACCAAUGAAUACUGUAACAUGAAUGGUCAUAACAUGAAUGGUUUUGAGGAUUCCAUGGACUGUGGUUCAGACAGUGAACGGACCAAGUGUGAUCAGAAUGGAAAACCACAUUCAAAACUUACAAGGGGUGAGAAGUCCCGAAUUGCAGCAAAAUGUCGUCGGGACAAGGAAAACAUUGCGAUGAAUGACCUGAUAUCAGAACUGCCAAUUGCAGACUCCGUCCUACAAAAGAUGGACAAGGCAGCGGUGAUCAAACUGGCCAUCUGCUACCUGAAAAUCAAGCACUUUGUACAGAAAGAUCUUGCCACCUAUGGAAAUCAUGGGAUGAUAGAACCUGCAAAAAGACCCAGUAUGCCUCAGUUACCAGUAAACAAUGGGGAGUCCAGGCUGAUGCUGGAGGCAUUGAACGGGUUUCUGAUCUUUAUCACCAAGAAGAUGACCAUCAAGUUCAUAUCAAGCACUGUGCACGACCAUCUCGGGUUGAAACAGGAGCGUAUGAUUGGUCGCAGUGUCUUGGAGUACAUCCACACCAGUGACCAGCACGAGAUCAGCAGGCAGUUUGCUGAUGACAAGGGGGACCACUCUCAAAGCAACGGUCGACCUGGUGAGUUCAUGUUCAGUAUGAUUAUAUAUGAGCCUCGUUCUGGGAAAACUGGGCUUAAUGCAUGUGGGCGAAGUGCGGUCGCAGAUUAG
Molecule: messenger RNA, 821 nt
Organism: Dreissena polymorpha
Lineage: Eukaryota; Metazoa; Mollusca; Bivalvia; Myida; Dreissenidae
Product: neuronal PAS domain-containing protein 1-like
Exons: 6
Coding region: 147-821 (224 amino acids)
Biological process (GO): regulation of transcription by RNA polymerase II
Molecular function (GO): RNA polymerase II transcription regulatory region sequence-specific DNA binding; DNA-binding transcription factor activity, RNA polymerase II-specific; protein dimerization activity
Source: RefSeq, a predicted model, not a curated record